CCCCCCUCUUCACUCAAGCUUGAGUUGCUGCUAAUCUGUCGCUGUUGUUGUUGAAGCUAUGAUGGCGGCAGCGGGCUGCGGAUCGGCAACCGCGGCUGCCGCUGGAGGCGCGGGGGCUGUGGGGAUGGGCGCGGCGCGGGGCCGCUUCCCAGGCCGCCCGUGGUCCUCGCGGAGCCGCCUGCGCUCCGAGAAGCGGUGGCAGCUCGGCCGCUGCGGGGCGGACGAGGUCGGUGGUAGUGGCGGUAGCGGAGGAGGAGGCCCUAGGCCCGUAUGCCCGCCGCUUGCGUGCGCUGACGACCAGUCUCACCUGCGCCUGCUCGGGAUCGAGGCGAGCUACAAGAACCUGGGCGAGGCGGGCUACAGCUCGAGCGGGAGCGAGGAGGGAUCUGAAUUCAGAGGCUUUUAUGCUGGAAAGCAAAACAGCAGUGUUCCUGUACAGUUGAGACGGAAUCCUCCUAAAUGUAAUAGAGCAUCAGCAAAACCAAUAAAGAGGGUAUGUCGGAGACCAGCUCCUGCAGCAGCCACACAUGUGGAGGAUGGUCAAACUCCACUUGAUUCAGGAUCUACACUGGAACUACACAGUAAAGAGUCUUUUAAUCCUGUGUCAGUUGAAGGCACUGAUCCUGGCUCAGAUAAGCUCUCAAAACCCAGACGGAGAAGAGACUCUCUAAAAGAAGAACCAUUAGCUCCAAGGAUCACUAUCAAGCUGGUGGCUAAAAAGAGAGUGAAGGUGGAUACUUCAUUACGUCAGAAGUCUGAAAGAAAACCAAAAGGAAUCAAAGUCCCACCUGAAGCUAAAGAAACUCAAGGUGCUGUUGACUCGUGUGCACAUGUAAAAUUAAAAGGAGUUACACAAGCGACUGGUGAAACCUCUGGUGGGAUGACCAAACAGGUUAAUACAAGGAGGAGAGGGAGGUCUGCAGACAAAAAAGCAGACCCCAUUCCUCAGAGAUUACCUGAAACAGAAGCUGGUGAGCAGAAAGUGGAGGAGAAGUUGAGGAAAUCUGCCCGCAAAUCUCAACCUGCACCAGGUAGUGACACUGUAGAGCCGAAAACGGAUGAACAGAAGGUAAAGCCAACAAGCUGUGCCUCAAAAGAAAAUGCUGAAGUGAAGAAGCUUGUGAUACGGAGGCGAAACCGAACAGAAUCUACACAGGCUCAAGAAGCAGGAGAUAAAAACGCUGAGGGAAGAUUGGCAGAGUCAUUAUUAGAGGUGUCAACAAUCGAGGAGACUGUUCCACCUUCCAAAAAGAAAAAGGGGAAGAAAAAGAAAAGGCACCGCAAAGACAAAGUGUCCGAAAACGUUCGAGGGAACCACAGUCGUUUGUCUGAGCAGCCUUCAGGAGACUCUACAGACUUGCAGUCAAUCGAGAAAGAGUUUGUGGGAAUUCCUGGAUUAAAACUGACAAGAAUACGAAACCCGAAAGCGAGGUCACGUAAGAAACGUCCGAAAUUUAUUUGGACCCUAACACUUGUCAAGUGCAAAAGCAAGACAAUAAACCCACCCCAUGCAAAUCUAAGCAAAGCACCAGAAAGCCUUAGCAAAGAGACAGAAUCUCCUUCAAAAUGUGCAGAUGGAGUUGAUGUUUCCACAGAGCCUACCCUUACAUCUGACGCUGCAGAAAUCUCUGAUACUCAGAACACUCCGCAGCCACCAGAAAAUAAAGAACCCACUGUUGAGGUCAUUCCUGAAACACAAGAACAUGCAGUAAACUCUAAGAAAGAUGAAGAAGGAAAGACCCCAAGAAAAAGUAAGGAGGAUGUCGAGACCUGUAGGUCAGAAGCUGUAGAUGAAGUAAAUCCAGAGGAGGUCACACAGACAGAUGUUGUGGAUGUUGCAAAAAAUCAAUUCAGUAAGGAUUCAGUUCAGUGUCCUCCACUUCAGGUAAAAGUUGCAGCCUCACCAAGAAAACACAACCAUUUAAAGCAGCCUUCUCCAAUCCAGAAGGACACAGCUAAACCUGAACUCAAAGACCUUUCUACUGAAGCUGAGACUGAGCUUCAUUCUUUAGCAGAAGUACCAGAGAACCAGGUACAAACCACUGUCCCUCCCAUGCCCAAGGUAAAGCCCAAAUUGAGACAAACCACACAUAAGAGGAACCGUAGGCAUAAACCUUGGUCAGUACAGAAGCGGAAAAAAACUAAAACACCUACAUCUAAUCCGAAGCUUCAAUCUAAAAUUACUGCUGAACCUGAAAUCCCACUCACUGAAGCUCAGCCUCAGCCUGAACCUGAACUUGAACCUGAACCUAAGCCAGAGGAAUUGCCAACACCACGUGAACAACCAAAACCAAAAAAAUGCUCUCGUCAAGCUGGUUUCUCAAAAAGCAGGAGAACAGUUCCAAGAAAAACCCCACAAGCAUUGCCUGCUUUAGAAGGGCAUUUGUCUUGUGAAGCGCCCUUGGCUGAGGCUACUGAACCCACAAUCACUGAUAGUGCUGCACUUCCACAACCUCAUCCUCUAACAGAAACACAAACCGAUGAUGUUAAGCCUGAGGAGUCAAAGGCUCCAUCAACAAAGGCUGAAGCUGAAAUUUUGGUUUUAGAGCCUCCAGCCACUGAAGAAGCACGGCCUCCUCGUCCAGUUAAGAAACCGUUCAAAGUGCGAAAAAGGCGCAGGUCUUUGAUUGGACAGAGGUUUAGACCUCGGAACCAAAAGUUGCCAGGAAAGUCCAUCGCAAAAGAAAACCGGACCGGAAGUGAUGCGUGCUCACCAACAGGUGCCUCUGAGCCAGCAGGACCAAAACUAGUUGGCAUACUGAAGACUAAGUACAAAAUGCAACAAGUUCCCAAAAGUCUUCCUCAUUCUCUUGAAAGCGGUAGAAACGAGGAGAAGUUUCUCGCCCAGCAAGCGGAGAAGGAACAUGAGGUGCCGAUCACUGAUGAAGAUGGCGACAAGGGGGCUGCAAAUGAAAGAGCAGAUCUUGAUUCUUCUGACGUUCAGCCUGGUAAAACCAAAUUUGUCAAGAACAUAAAGCAUUUUAUAAUGCCUGUCGUUAGUGCCCGGUCCUCGCGCGUAAUCAAAACGCCAAAGAGAUUCAUGGACGAUUCAGACAUGUCAGAUCUUCCGAGGAGGCAGAAGAAAUGCCACCUGCUAGCAGUGCCGCCGAAGGGAAAGAAACGCGAGAGUGAUGAGCGGAAUGAUGCAGAUUCCCCUCAGCCCCUGGAUGAGGUAGAUGUCCUACCUGAAGCUCAGUUAGAUCUCGACUUGUCUUCUGCAGAAGAAUCCAAAGCUGAGCCAGUAGAUUCUCUAGACUUGGAGAGCUUGUGUGAAGACACCUUCCCUGGCAAGAGACGGUCACUCCUCCGAGACCCCAGUUUUAACUGGCAGGUACUGGAGCCUGUUGGAGCUGAGGUGUACAACUUCGACCAGAACAUAGAAAAGGAGUACGAGGCCUUGUUGUCUGCCAAAGAUUUCCCAUUCGAUUCGUUAAUUGAUCCUUCUCCGAAGAAGAAAAAGAGCUUUAAGAAGCAAUCGUCAAACCUGAAGAUGGAUAAGAAACUGACGGAUAAACUGGCGGACAAACUGACGGAUAAAUUGAACUUUGGCCUUUGUAGUAAGAGUCAGAAAAAGGUCCCAACAGUUGAAACACAGAAAGAAUCCAAUCCUUCUACUGAAGUGCAAAAGGGUGACCUGGAAAAAGAAGAUGCAAACUUGAUUAAGUCUCUUUCUGACAUUGAGAAGGAGAAAGCUAAACUAAAGAUUGAGGAUCUGGACACACCAGGAGUUGUUCAUAAAGUGUCCAUCUGCAUGCGUGCUCUGAGCUCCAAGUUACUGGCACAGCAGCAGCAGGAGGAGCAGGAGGAGGAGGAGAUGCCAGAUGAAUUCUCCAUUCAUACAGACAUUUCACUUCCCAACAAGUGCAUGGAUCUAGAGAAAAUGCUUCUGGAGAAAGAUCAGAAAAUAGAGAAAUGCAUUGAGAAGAAGACUACUGCUGAUGCUCCUGGUCCAGAGAAGAAAGGUACCACACAGCGGCCUCUUCUCACCGGAGCCAACAAGCACAUGCUCAACCUCCUCAAGAAAGCCAAGGUCCAGCUCAUCAAGAUCGAUCAGCAGAAACAGCUUGCGUCAUCGGGGCUCCUGAAAGAACGUGGAAUUACAGCAACGAAGAGGGAGAGGAGAAAACCAAAAGAGUCUCAGCAGAAAGUCACCCCCACCAAGACUGAUAAAACUGAUAAAACUGAUAAAGCUGAUAAAGCUGAGAAGACUGACAAGAGUGAUAAGAAUGAGAAGACUGAUGCCUCUUCAGAACCGCCUCCUGAUGGAGAAAACAGAGGUGGGCCACGCAUCAAGCAUGUGUGCAGAGCUGCAGCUGUGGUUUUGGGGCAGCCUCGAGCCAUUAUCCCUGAUGACAUUCCCAGACUCAGUGCCCUUCCCUUGCAUGAGAGAUCAGGCAUCUCCCCCUCACCUGCUGAUAAAGAUAUCGAGUCGCACUCUGACCCGGACAGCCCCGUUCUCCAGAGGACCCCGAAGUUUCGGAAAGUGAAUAGAGGUGGUGUGUUCGGGCUCCGGUCCCGGAGGUGUGGAGAAUGUAAGGGCUGUCUUCAUGAAGAGGACUGCGGCACAUGCUUGUACUGCUUGGAUAAGACCAAGUUUGGUGGGCCUAACACUAAACGACAGUGCUGUGUGUAUAAACGAUGUGAUCAGGUAGAAGAAAGAAAAGCCAAGAGACUGAGUGGGAAACUUCUCAAAGGACAAAUGAAGAGGCGGCACUCUUCCAUAAGUGCUGGUCAUUCCAGUAAUGAGGAGGGCGAGGGCACAGAAGGGGCUGGGCGCUCCUCGCCCACCUCUGCGUCUGUAGGUGACAGUCAGAGCCCAUCUUUACGGAAGCAGCCCAGGCGACACGUUAAGCCACGCUCAUACUGUGACCUGCUGGACUACGACUCUGACCUCGAAAGCGUCGGAAUGCCUCAGUCCACAUCUCCAGCCCGCAGGAGAGUACCUGGUCCACGCAACACAGACUUUGUGUCGCUAGAUGACUUUGUUGGAGAUGAUCUUGAUGAGGGAACACGACAUCGCAGGUCAGGGUUAAAUAAGGUUCCACAAAUCAGACGGAAAAUCGAGAAGAGCCCUCAAGAGCAAACCCCACCCAGUGUCCUGGCAGCUCUGGUUAAUGGCUUUGCCCAGAGAGAGAUUGAGCCUUCAGAGCCCACCUUCAAGAUCCAUGUAGAUUUUAAGGAGGAUUGUGGUGUCCACAGUGUGUGGUCAGCUGGUGGCAUGAGCAUCCUCACGUCUGUGCCUCUCAUGCCACAGAGCGUGUGCCUGCUGUGUGCCAGCAGAGGGCAGCAUGAGAUGUUGUACUGCCAAGUGUGCUGUGAACCCUUCCAUCCCUUUUGCCUGGACCCGUCAGAGCGUCCUCAGGAAGAGAAUAAGGAGAACUGGUGCUGCCGCCGCUGCAAGUUUUGUCGUGUGUGCGGCCGCAAGAACAAGCCUUUAAAACCUCUGCUGGAGUGUGAAAGGUGCCAAAACUGUUAUCACCCUGCCUGCCUAGGCCCCAAUUACCCCAAACCAAACAGACGCAAGAGGUCCUGGGUGUGUAUGACCUGUAUCCGGUGUAAGAGUUGUGGAGUGACCCCAGGAAAGAGCUGGGAUACAGAGUGGGACCAGGAUAAAGGCCUCUGUCCUGACUGCACAAGACUGUAUGAGCAGGGUAAUUACUGCACAAUGUGCUUCAAAUGCUACGAGGACAACGACUACGAGAGUCAAAUGAUGCAGUGCUCCUCGUGUAACCACUGGGUCCAUGCCAAGUGUGAGGGACUGACUGAUGAUCUUUAUGAGAUCUUGUCCAGUUUGCCUGAGAGUGUGGUGUACUCAUGUCAGCCCUGCAUUGAAGCACAGCCUGCUGGAGUGCAGGAGAGUGAGUCCGCAGGAGGCUGGAGGGAGCUGCUGAUGCUGGAGCUCAGGGCUGGGGUGGAGAAGGUGCUUGCCUGCCUGCUUAGCUCCACUCUAACGCAGCACCUGGUCACCUGCAAGGAGUGUUCGAUUUUGGACGACUCUGAAGAUGGAGAUGAUGAUGAGGAUGAAGGGCUGCCCAGUUGUGAUUUGCGUGCUGUGGGCAAAAAGUUUGAUAAAGGCCUUUAUACAACACUGAAAUCUUUCCAUGAGGAUGUGGUUGGAGUCAUUCGCCGGAAACUGGAGGAGGAGGAUGUGUUACCCGAGGACCAAAAGCCCACUGCUCUUGCUCGUUCUUACUAUUUGAAGCUGAUGGAGGAGGUUUUUAGCUGGUUUAACAGUCAGGACCCGAAAGUGUGGGAUCCUCGCUCCAAACACCUGCCUACUGGAAUGCUCUUGAAUGCUAUUCUACCCCCCACCAAUGAGCAUGUAUAUGCACAGUGGCGGGAGCAUGAGGAGAAGAGUAAAAAAAACACCAGACAAGGAGGAGGAGUGAAUUCAGUGGUCAAAGGGGAAGAUGGGGCCAAUCAGGCCACGCCUUUGUCUCACAGGUCUCUCAACAGCCACUGUAGGGAACUGAGUAAGCCGAGACAUGGGUUGAAAGGAAAGAAAGGAAGGUCCUCUAAAUCAGACCUGGACACCGGGUGGUCAAAAGAUGAUGAGCGACAGUGUGUCUUGUGCCAGAAGUAUGGCGAUGCAAAAUCUGCUGAUGCAGGGCGUCUGCUGUAUCUUGGACAAAAUGAGUGGGCUCAUGUGAACUGUUCCAUGUGGUCAGCGGAGGUGUUUGAGGAGGAAAAUGGCUGCCUGAUGCAUGUGCACAGUGCAGUGGCCAGAGGUCGCCUUAUGCGCUGUGAACGAUGUAACCAAACUGGGGCAACAGUGGGUUGCUGCCUUACGUCAUGCCAGAGCAACUAUCACUUCAUGUGUGCCCGUUCCCGCAACUGUGUCUUCCAGGAUGACAAGACUGUCUUCUGUUACAAGCAUCGUGACCUCAUCAGUGGACAGAUUAUUACUGGACAAGGGUUUGAGGUUCUCCGGAGGGUCUACGUGGACUUUGAGGGGAUCAGCCUUCGCAGAAAAUUUUUGACAGGAUUAGAACCAGAAUCAAUUAACAUGAAGAUUGGUUCUCUUCUUGUCAGCAAACUUGGCAAACUGAAUGAACUGUCAGCAAGCCAAGGAAAGCUCGUCCCCGUGGGUUAUGAAUGCUCUCGCUGGUACUGGAGUGCAGUGAACCCCCAUCGCCGCUGCAAGUACACAUGCAGAGUUAUGGAAGUACGACCAGCAGUUCAGGAGAAGCCAGUGGAAGAAUUUCCCAACCAGGGAGAGAAUCGAACAAUUGCACACAGCCCGUGUCCUCAAUCAGAAUCUGGACCUAUCAUCGCGGACGUGACACCAGCAAAUCACAGUUCAGAAUCAUCCUUUGCUAAGCCUGAACUCAGCACAGCCAAACCCAAAAGCUCUGCCUACUCUCAGAGUAGAAGACCAGCUGGAGGACUGAAGAGACCAUUACCAUCUCCUGGAGCAGCCCCUUCCAAAUCCCAUCAUAUUUUGACUAUUAGUGAUUUAGAUGAUACUUGCAGACCACGGCGGCACAGUUCACACCCACAAAACACUGGGAUCCGUGGACACGCAACCUGCUCUCCCUUGGGAUCUCCCACUGGCUCAGUUAGCCUUCGAGCUGGGGGUUCCCACCUCUCUAAAUCCACCCAGCCUACCUCCCCUAUUUUCCCUCUUGGUGCUACUGAAAACCUGUUGACCUCGUCAUCAGCCCGCCCUGUGGGCCGAAGUGCUUCCUCUGCCAGGGGUAUAUCCGCACCCCAUUCUACCUCAGGACUGUUCUCGCAGCCCGCUUGGCAAGGUGGCAUUGGCAGCAACCCUUCUUCAAACCGAUCUCUCUCUUCCCCCACCCAAGUUUCUACAAGACCACGGCUGCCUUUUGAGCUGAAUCAGUCUGCAGAGCUACCACAUAAUUUCAUGGCGUCGCCGCAGGAGUUGCCUGCAGAGAAUGGAACAUCACCAUUGGGGGACACCUCAGAUCCGCAGAGAGCUGGACACCUAGACGCUGAUAAGGGGUUCCCAUUUAACACUUUCCACUUGGACUCAGACUUGACUGUCAUGUCAGACCUUAAAAAUGAGCUUGAAAUUGAAGAAACCUUAGUAAAUGAGGGUGUGGCCAUGAACUGUAGUGGGCAUAUUGUGGUUGAAGGUGAAGAGAACCAAGACGAGUUUUGGGAUAGAGAAGCAGAUGACAUCACGGCAAAAGUGUCUUCUCGAAGAUUACCUCUUGCUGCGGACACCCAUACAGAAGACUGGGAGAAUAGUUCCUCUGAUGAGGACAUGGGAAACUAUUUCAAAUUUUCCCGUACUACAGUUACCCGCAAGGCCCCAAAAGAUACUUCAAAGGCUCCUACAUCUUCCUCUUUAAGGUCGAUUUCACAGCUAGAUGGUGUGGAUGAUGGGACAGAGAGCGAUGCAAGCAUCACCAGCAGCAAUACACAGGAUCUGAAGAACCCGAGUCACAUCCAGAAACCACCCCAACCAUCUCUUGAUGUUCAGCACCAUAAACAGUGGACCAGUAAUGGGUUAUGUGUGAAUUUGCCAAGUCCUAUCUUUGAAUCGUCAUCCAUUAGCUGUCAGCUACAACCACCAGCCAAGCCUCUUGGGUCGUUGUCUUCAGUUUGCACCAACCCUCAUCAACACUCCUCCAGUCAGUCUCAUUCUUCAAAUGACAUACGACAUGAAAAUAAGGGUGCUGCUGCUGCUGAAGUUAAUCUAUCCAAAUUUUCCCCAAGUCUUACAAACUUACAAGGUUUCGAAGACACAUGCCAGAAAACUGGCGUUGUUAGUGGUCAGACAUUUCAGUCGCCUCCUCAAGACACUUUGUCUAGUUUUGUUGUGCCAAAUGAGACGGAUACUUUGUGUUCGGCUUUCACUGAUUGCUUCCCAGCGCCUAAUUUAGUUACAAACUCAGUAGCUCUGGAAAAUUGCGACCCUCCCUCACCUAAUGCCAGCUUUACUGAUUUGGUCUCAGUUCAAGACGACCCUCCAGUUGAUGCACAGAAGUGUGUGUCAACUGAGUCAAAGGAAAUCUACUUGGAUCAUAACAGUGGGCAUUUUGUUUCUGCCACAGAUGGCUCCACAAUUUAUUCGGAUAGUUUGCCGGAGAGCACACCCAAACCCUCUACUGCAGAGCACAUCAAUGGAAGUAAAAAUCAAGUUGUGAAGAAAGUGCAGCCAACUCCAAUAGGUACAGAAAGCGCCAGUUCGGCACCCUCAGUUCAGUGUUUGCAACCAAGUUCCUCUGUCCAGCCUUCCUUUGUGUCGUUUGCAAAUUCUGCACCUUCUUCAAAUAUUACUCUUUACCCCGUCCAGACUCCCGAGGGAAAGACAGUGCUUCCACCAGUGGAAAGUUUCAGAACCAAGCUAUCAUCACCUUCAAAUACAAAUCGCCAAGCUCCUUCAGUACCUAGUGGAGCAAUGCGUUACAUGUCUGCAGAUUUGCCUCCUCAGCCAGAAAAAAUGCUUGCUGCUCCAUCAGGCACUAGCGUGCCUCUUGUAACUCUUGGGCCGGUUUUAGGGGCAGUUUCCACACCUGUGUACUCCACUUUCACUCAACCUGUGGGCUCAGCAACAGUCAGCAUAGUCCCCACUGCUAUCUCCCAGCAGCCAGCUGCUCAGUGCCAGCAUUUGCCCUCCAUUAUACAACCAGCCUCUGCACCUGUUGUUGUUAAUGGCUAUAGCCCCAUGCCUAUGCAAAGGGAUGCUGCCUCAGGACGUACAAUUUCCAUAAACUUUUCAACUCCAAGACAAACACUGGAGCCUCAACAACAGGUUACCCAAGCAUUUCCAGGUCAUGCAAUUCUCACUGUGAAGGAGGUCGGUGGACCAAACGUGGAUCCUACCCCUCACGUUUUACUCGUAAAUCGCCUUGGCCAAAUUUUUGUCAAGAACCCUGAAAGCAACACCUUCCAGUUGCCAAGUCCCAACUCUCCCUCAUUUAACUGCGUCACACAGAUUGCCAGCCUUCUGCAAAGCAAUGCUCUCUCUGCUACCCUGGCAGCAGCAGGCAACCUUUCUGCAGUUGCUGGAGCAGCAGUUCCAGCCCAGGUUCCAGCCCAGGUUCCAGCCCAGAUUCCAGCCCAGGUUCCAGCCCAGGUUCCAGCCCAGAUUCCAGCCCAGAUUCCAGCCCAGGUCCCAGCCCAGGUCCCAGCCCAAGCCCUGGCCCAGGUUCCUGCAAAAGUCUCAACUCAGGUUCCUGCCCAAGUCUCAACUCAGGUUCCUGCCCAAGUCUCCGCCCAAGUCCCAGUCCAAAUUCAAACCCAAGUCCCAACCCAAAUUUUGUCCCAGGUCCCAAGAAUGGUGACACCUGUGACUCAAAAGUCUGACACCAUAACCCAGCUUCUCUCUUCUACUACUACUACAACUACUACUAACGGAACAGCAGCACCACAGGAAGUAAAGAUGUCACAGCCAACCACGCCUGCCAGUGGCAAUGUCCCAGAAAAGAAGAAGCCACAGAAAAAGAAGGAAACCCAAACCCUUCGCAAACCCAAGACCACUCCAUUACCUACUUCAUCUUGCAAGACAUCAGACAAUCAUUCAGAAAGUGCUCAAGCCAUUCUCAACCAAGCUAUGGCCAGCUAUUAUGACCCCAACCGAAGUGGUGCCAGAAUCCUUAGCCCAUCCACUCCCCGCAGUUCCAGUGCUGGAGGCAAGGCCCCCUCAGCGAGUUCUGUAGUCCUGCCCCCAGGUCUUCUCGUUAAAUCUGAGCCCACACCCACACCACCAGCUACCCCACUUUCACCAUCUUCCCGGCCAAAGCAAGUUCGAAUGAAGAGAGUGUCCUCACUCUCCGACCGCAUCGCCACCAAGAAAUCCAAGUCCGACUUUGUAGAGCCUGAACUGUCCAGUGUCCCAGAAGAGCAGCGCAAACUCAGUUCACCCGCUGAGAGCAGAUGUGGGGGAGUUCGCAUCAAAGCACCAACUGUAAAGGGAAUCCUUGACCUGGACAAGAUCAGCGAGGACCUCAGUAGUGAUUCUGAUAGUGCGAAGCCAGGAAUUUGGGAUCGUUUGUCAUUGCCCCGAAUUGGUGACAGUAGUAAACCGCAGGCCUGGGACACCACAGGACGAAGUUCACUGUCUGACUGGAACAAAUACUCAGGGAUGAUGUCCUGCUCAGAUGACGAGACGCCUCCAUCAGAUAAUGAAGAUCAUUUCCUUCCCAGAGGAGACCAGCCCCAUUUACGCUUUAAGAUCACCAGUGAUGAUGGCUUUAGUGUGGAGGCAGACAGCAUUGAAGUGGCGUGGAGGGCCGUUCUGGAUGGGGUGCAGGAGGCUCGUGCUGCUGCCAAGCUGAGACAGCUGUCCUUCACUGGGAUGAAUGGUGCUCGUAUGAUGGGCUUGCUGCAUGACGCCGUGGUGUACCUGGUGGAACAGCUCCAGGGGGCCAGUAGCUGCCAUCGCCACCCGUUCCGCUUCCAUAAACAGGCCAGCCAGGAGGAGGACCUGCCCAUCAACCCCAGCGGUUGUGCACGCUCUGAGGUCUACCUAAGGAAGUCUACCUUCGACAUGUUCAACUUCUUGGCUUCGCAGCACCGGCAGCUUCCUGAUACUGAUCUGUAUGAUGAGGAGGAAGAUGACGUUCUUCUCAAAUCUAGCAGACGUGCAACAAGUUUGGAACUUCCCAUGGCAAUGCGUUUCCGUCAUCUAGAAAGAACAUCUAAGGAAGCCGUUGGUGUUUACAGGUCUGCCAUUCAUGGACGAGGGCUGUUCUGCAAGAGAAACAUUGAAGCAGGGGAAAUGGUCAUCGAGUAUUCCGGCAUCGUCAUUCGCUCUGUUCUCACUGAUAAACGUGAGAAAUACUACGAUGGAAAGGGCAUUGGGUGCUACAUGUUCCGCAUUGAUGACUUUGACGUGGUGGACGCCACCAUGCACGGCAACGCUGCGCGCUUCAUCAACCACUCCUGCGAGCCCAACUGCUACUCGCGGGUCAUCAACGUGGAGGGCCAGAAGCACAUCGUCAUUUUUGCUCUGAGGAAGAUCUACCGUGGAGAAGAGCUCACCUACGACUACAAGUUUCCCAUCGAGGACGCCAGCAACAAGCUCGGCUGCAACUGCGGAGCUAGACGCUGCCGGCGCUUCCUAAACUGAGCAUAAGGGUUUGUGAGUUCUGGCUCUGAUGCUGGGGUCUUGCUAAGUGAGCUGCUUGAACUAAAGCCAAUUAAAGUUCCCUCAAGGAGUUACAAGAGGUGGUUGUGGGGGGGUGGGGGGUGGGGGGGAGUGAGGCUGAAGUGUAGGUUCUACAACAGAGGAUGAAAAGUCUUAGCAACCACCUGUUGGUCUGUCCAUCCUACAGCAGUUACUUGCUGUUUCAGGCUACACAGUUACACACACACACACACACAUGUUCAGAAAACGUUGCUUUACUAUCAGUGUGUUGGAUCAAAUUCAGGUGCACGUAUUCAGGAUGGCAGUGUGUGUGUGUGUGUGAGUGUGAAAGCAGCAUAUGUGGUCACAGAUACUGAGAGAACAGGAUGUCCUUUGUGGUUUUUCUUAGAGAAUUAUUUUUUCUCUCUUUUUCUAGGAGAGAGUUCCAGUCCUAUCUAAGCUCUGCCCAGGUGGUUUCUGUUUCUUGGGCCCUUAUUUCAGCCAUGCAUUUCAGGUCGUUUCGAAACUAGCAGCAAGUGAGGAAAAAUGCUACUUUUAUUUAUGUCCAGAUAUUUCUGCAUUAACGUUAAAAACUACUAAUUUUGGGGUUGUGCAAGAGAAAGAACUAAGUCUAGUACCAGAACUGGAACAUUCUGGUUGAUUUAUGUAGAAUUUUGUUCUGUAUUUCUCUAUAAACACUGAGGUCACAGCAAUAUUAGGACAGUAGAACAUUUUCAAAUACUUUCCCAAGUUUAAAUUCAAGAAAGCAGACAGUCCUCUCCUCCUGCAGCCAAUAGGGACAGUUUUCCAGACAGGGAUUCAGGGAUUUUACCUUCAUUUAGUGCGGAAUGCUGUCCAGCAUUUAAAGCAGAAUAUAGUCUAUGACCAGGCUUAAUCUAUGUCUGGGAAACUGACCCUUAGUCUCUGAACCCUUAAAACUUUAAAACUCCCACUCAGAUGGCAGUGCAGAUAGCAGCGGAAACAGACGUACAAGAGUUUUGUGGUAGUGUGGAUAUGCUAUACAUAUGUAUGUGUCUAUAUAUGUAUAUGUAUAUGUAUAUGUAUAUGUAUGACUAAUCAACAAUCAAGUAAAGAGAGAAGAGAAAUCUAUAUAUAUAUAAAUAUAUAUAUAUAUGCUAUAUACAUACUAACUUAACUGAGAUGUUUACCUGUCAUGCUCACGCUAGAUAGAAUCUAGAUUAGUACGUGUCAGUUAGUCAGAACUGAUGUUUAGAAGAAGAGGCUUUAUUUUCGCUCAGGAAGAAGCUGUGAACCCCCUGCAAUACAUCGUCACAGUGAUUCAUUCAUUCCGUUCAUAAAGCAUUUUUUUACUCCCUCUUUCUCUAUACAACUUCUGAAGUCAUAAAGUGUUGUGUCUUUAAGUCAUUUUAUUAAAUCCUUUUAAGGACUUUAAGCUCAGCCUGAGAUGCCACUGAUUAAAAUUUCUGCUUAUAAAUUUCUUUAUAGGAAAGGCCUACUCCCUGUGUAUUUAAAUUAUUUUGAUUUUUUGUUUGAUCUCUGUUUUAAGACUACAGUCACGCCUUUUAUAUUGCGGAACGUUCAGUCUCCCUUUACUGGGUCCUGCUGUUAUGUUUAGUCAGCUAAAAUUGUUGUCUAUUUCCUACUUUUUAGUUCUGUGUCUUCUUUAUGGUGCUAGAUUUAUCAGGAAGCUUGAAAAUAAGAGGGAACUUUAAUUUCAUGAGUCAUCCUCAUUCCUCGCUGUGUUAGACACGUAGACACUUAUCUUGUAGACUUCUGUAAGUACUUGACGGUUUGAGAACAGAGAAAACGGUGUUGUUUUUGAAGAAGCAAAAUCACGUUCAAAGAAAGAAAAAAAAUCUGCUUUAGCGUCAGACACUACUUUUUUGAGCUAACCAGGGAAAUCAAAAUAAUUCACUUUGCAUCUGCUACAAUGUGGAACAUCUAUUUUUAUCUAUUUUUUUUUCUUAAAUUCUUUGCAGUUUCUGUGCCACAAGUGUAUAUACAUGUGUUCCGCACCUCGAGAUCUAAUCAUUUCUCAUUUAUCCUUUAAAAAAAUCUUCAGAGGCGAUGUUUAUUGCUAUUACUAGAACUUGUUCUGUUUAAAAAUGUGUAUAUCUGCAAAAUUACUCUGACGUGUGAUUUUCUUUUCUUUCUUUUUCUUUUUUUGUUUUUAAAUAUCUAAAUAUUUUAAGUCAACUGCCACCUAGCACUCAGCACCUUGAUGUCCCGUUCUUCUAGGACUUCUUCUAGGACAAUUCCAAAUCUCUCCAUCAUGAAUCAUGAACACAGAUGGGCUGCCACUGUGUCUGUUCAUACAUUGUCAUAUAAAAUAUUCUGUUCGUGUUCAGAUCAUGGGCGUGCACAUGUGUGCGUGCUUUCUGCGUGGCCAAGAUCUCGCCAGGUUAUUGUUUUCAUGUUUACAUGUGUUCCUCCCUCUCCUGUCCUCUUUUUGACGUUCUAUGAGGAUGAGUUCUUGCAGUGCAGCCUUUUUUAAAAGUGGCGUUUUGAGCCAGAUGUCCUUCCUUUUAUCAUAUAGAAUAGGAUGCUUUUAAUUCUCGUUUUAACUCAUAAACUGUGGCCACGUGCUUUGGGUAAACUCUGCGUGCUUGGGAGAUUUUUUUCUCUGCAUCUGCAAGGAUGCAACAGCUUCCAGCAGUGCCCCGGAGAGGGAAUUCAAGGGGUAACCAAGGGGACAAUCCCCUCUACUUUUCCUGCCUGGCUUCCUGUUUUUCUUCAUUACCGCACAAGUUUUUUUUUUGCGUUUCGUUUCCUCCCCCCACUGAGCAAGGAUUCUACCUCAGGCUGUUCAGAAAGACUCUCAAAGAAUACUAAUGCAAAACCUAGAAGAGAAUACGAUAUAGCUUGGUCUUAAAUGUGCAGAGUUGGCCUGUGUGCAAUGAAGAAUGCAAAGUACUAGUCAAGACCUUCUGUGAUGAUGACCUGUCUCCCAGAGUUGUGUGGAAAAACUGUAUGUUCUUAUGUAGGGUUAUUUUAAAACAAACAAAAAAAAUCGUGUUGGGGAAAAAAAAGACUUAAAAAAAGUGUGUCUUUACUACCUUGUACAAAAGUACCCUAAGUUUGUAAAUAAUUGUAUACAUAUUUCUAAACCUGUUUAAUUUUCUAUGCACUUUUUUAUUUAUAAUGUUAUUUGCUUAAUAAAGAUGUAAAGAUGUUUGAACAACA
Molecule: messenger RNA, 15205 nt
Organism: Astyanax mexicanus (Mexican tetra)
Lineage: Eukaryota; Metazoa; Chordata; Actinopteri; Characiformes; Acestrorhamphidae
Gene: kmt2bb
Product: lysine (K)-specific methyltransferase 2Bb
Exons: 38
Coding region: 59-12043 (3994 amino acids)
Biological process (GO): positive regulation of DNA-templated transcription
Cellular component (GO): histone methyltransferase complex; nucleus
Molecular function (GO): zinc ion binding; DNA binding; histone H3K4 methyltransferase activity
Source: RefSeq, a predicted model, not a curated record